Paecilomyces variotii is the source of this 1288-nucleotide messenger RNA. RefSeq lists its product as hypothetical. The record is from RefSeq and is a predicted model, not a curated record. Bases 120 to 1214 code for a protein of 364 amino acids. Lineage: Eukaryota; Fungi; Ascomycota; Eurotiomycetes; Eurotiales; Thermoascaceae. The transcript has a single exon.
CUAGUUAUAUCAUUGCACGAAGCUAAGCUGAGCCUCUUUCGGCUCAAAUAUUUUAAAUCAAAGACCCUGCCCUCUUGAUCUAACAUAUCCCCUCAUCCUUUUAUAUCUCUUCCCCAAAUAUGACUCCAAAUAACACAACAACAACAACCAAAUUCACCGGUGACUCAGACACAUACGGCCUCGGCGUCCGUCUCGGAAUUUACCUCCAAUGGCUUGCAACAUUCCUAGCCACAACAAUACGAACACGAAGCGCACGAACAAUACGCACCUCAAACACCAUAUUCCUAAUUGCCAACUUCGCAGGCUUACUCCUCUUCACAUUCCACCGACCCCAAGUAUACGCUAUAGAACCCCUAAUCGUCUUAUUCAUCGUAUUCGGCGCCGCGUGGCCGUUUAUUCUACUUGCCAUCCAAAUAAAAAGCGGUAUCAAUGAAGCGAUUCUUCGAGUGGUUAUUUAUACCGCUAUGAUGGGGUAUAUUAUGUGGUAUUUCUGGUCGGGGAUGGAUGUGAUGAUUCGUCUUCCUCCUGAGUCUGGAUCUGGGUCUGGAUUCGGUCAAACUGCAUUCUUCUUCGCCAAAGUCGAUCUAUUCGGCUGGUUCCGCACGCUAGGAAAGGUAUUUGCGGUUUUGGGCUCAGUUGUGUUUCUGGUAAUAUGGAUAUUUCAUAUUCCGGAUCUUCUCUGGGCGAGAUAUCCUAUACUGAAUAAAGUAUGGAAGAGAAAGAAUAAGACGCCUGUGGGUGAUGAUGAUGAGGAGGACGAUGGAUAUCUCAGCAAGGCCAUCAUGAUCAAAGAAACCAUCGAUACAGCAUUUCGAGUUUUAUUCGGCGGUAUCGGCCUUAUAAAUUUGAUUUUGAUGAUUGUCGGGGCAGAGAUGAUGAUUGCUUGGAAUCAAAUCCAAGGUGUCAAUCGGUUGGAUUCGACAGGACAGCUUAUUCCGGCCUUUUUGGGUUUGGUGCUUCUAGUAACGACGGUUUGGGAAACGAUAGAAAAUACAAAGGAAGCGGGACCAAAGGAGAGGGAAAGGAGACAAAGGAGGAAGGAAGCGAUGGAAAAGAAGCGGGAAGCAAGACAAAAGAAGAUGGAAUCUCUAUCUCGUGAUAAUCAUGAUUCCAGUCGGGUUGAUCUUGAGAAUCCCACCUCUAAUGUGGCUCCCAAACGUACAGAGGAAGUGCUUUUGGAGAUGGGGCCUGUUUCUGUCCGUUUGGAGAGUUGACAAUAUCUACACGAGGAAUAUUCAGAUUGUAAGAAUUCUACAAUAACUAUACAUAUACAAUCGGUGAACCUGGC